GCAAUUCCUCGCUUCAGGUUGGGACCUAUUGGUCUUAAUCAAACCGAUUUAAUCAUGUCCUGACCUAGAUAGAUAAAAGAUCGACCCGACUAGAAUUAUUAGGUUGGGUCAUGAUUAAUAUAAAUUGGAUCGUUAAUGAAAAUAUUUUUUUCAAUCUAAAUAUAAACUGAUAGACUCGAUUAAAAAUUAAUGUGCAGAACCACAUAUUCAACCUAAUUAACUCCCAAAAGGUUACAUUGAAAACAAAAAAACUGGUCACUUGUGCAAAAUUGAGGUUGACUAGAAGUCUUUAUCACUAAAGUUAUCAUAUCUUUAACCAUAACUAAAUGAUACACAUAUUUUAUUACUAUCGACUUGUUUGUAAAUACCGAAUGCGACUAACUCUUUACUAUUAUCUCCCUUUUAAAAGGCAUAUUGACAAGUUGAAAUCAGCUCAUAUAUUAUCAUAUAUUUUGCUCAAUGCUAUUGUGUGUAUGAUCUAAUUCUAAUUAUUUUAUGUUAAAUAAUUGUGAUGAAGUACAGUUUCAUUGAGUGGGACUACAACUAGAGACCUAAAAGUCCAACAAAGUGGCUGGUUUUGGUUGCUAAUUAAUUAGUGCACCAAAUUUUCAAAUCCAAUAUUCCUUUUUCCACUUCAAAGUUCAAACUAGUGCACAAUUCCAAAAACCAUUUGCUACUAUAUAAAUUGAGCUUUUGGGACAUUUCAUCAAAUAUUGGCCAAAGUACAACACUUCAUUACACAUCAAAGACAUGGCCAAUUAUUCAAGAUUUCUCUUGUUGUUAUUACCUCUACUUCUUCACAUUCAUAAUGUAAAAAGUGAGCUCCAAUUAAAUUACUACACAAAGAGUUGCCCAAGAGCUGAAGAUAUCAUCAAAGAACAAGUGGCAACAUUGUACCACAAACAUGGGAACACAGCAGUUUCUUGGAUUAGAAAUCUUUUUCAUGAUUGCAUGGUUAAGUCAUGUGAUGCAUCACUAUAUUUGGACACAGCAAAUGGGCUAGAAUCAGAAAAAGAAUCUCCAAGGAAUUUUGGGAUGAGGAAUUUUAAGUAUAUUGAGACUAUUAAACAAGCACUUGAAAAAGAAUGUCCAAAUACUGUUUCUUGUGCUGAUAUUGUUGCUCUUUCCGCUAGGGAUGGUCUUCUUUGGUUAGGAGGGCCAAUAAAAAUUGAAAUGAAAACAGGAAGGAAAGAUAGCAAGGGAACUUACUUUUCACAAGUUGAGAAGUACCUCCCUAAUCACAACGAUUCGAUCUCAUUUGUGCUUUCAAGAUUUCAAUCAAUUGGUAUUGAUACUGAAGGAACUGUUGCUCUACUUGGGGCUCACUCUGUAGGACGAGUUCAUUGUGUGAACUUAGUCCACAGGCUUUACCCAACAGUGGACCCUACUAUCGACCCCGACUACGCAAAGUACCUUAAGGGUCGAUGUCCGUCACCAAAUCCUGAUCCGGAGGCUGUUUUAUAUUCAAGAUUUGAUCGCGAAACUACAAUGAUUUUAGACAAUAUGUACUACAAGAAUAUAUUGAACAAAAAAGGGUUAUUAAUUGUGGAUCAAGAAUUGGUUAGUGAUCCAAAUACUUUACCAUUUGUGGUGAAAAUGGCUAAUGAUAAUAAUUAUUUUCAUCAACAAUUUGCUAGGGCUAUGCUUAUUUUGUCUGAAAAUAAUCCACUUAUUGGAGAUCAAGGUGAAAUUAGAAAAGUAUGUCGCUAUGUAAAUAGUGCUUAGUGGAUAUUUAAUUGUUAUGUAAUGUGGUUGUAUUUUUUUUUAAGUAGGAUUUCACACGGGAUGCUUAUCAUCUGCGCAAUCUGCUCGUGGUUGUAUUUAUUUUAUCGUAUUGUUUUUUGUUUGUGUUGUGUUGAAUCUUCAAGUGAAAUAAUACUAAUAAUAAUGUUCAAAUCAA
Messenger RNA from Solanum pennellii, 1900 nucleotides. RefSeq names its product peroxidase 21. Gene Ontology annotation, molecular function: heme binding; peroxidase activity. The record is from RefSeq and is a predicted model, not a curated record. The transcript has 5 exons. Gene Ontology annotation, biological process: response to oxidative stress; hydrogen peroxide catabolic process. NCBI's taxonomy places the organism in Eukaryota, Viridiplantae, Streptophyta, Magnoliopsida, Solanales, Solanaceae. The coding region runs from base 751 to 1725 and encodes 324 amino acids.